Molecule: messenger RNA, 2799 nt
Organism: Symphalangus syndactylus (siamang)
Lineage: Eukaryota; Metazoa; Chordata; Mammalia; Primates; Hylobatidae
Product: zinc finger protein 69-like
Biological process (GO): regulation of transcription by RNA polymerase II
Cellular component (GO): nucleus
Molecular function (GO): DNA-binding transcription activator activity, RNA polymerase II-specific; RNA polymerase II cis-regulatory region sequence-specific DNA binding
Source: RefSeq, a predicted model, not a curated record
AAUGGUGCGUGUGCAUGGCCGGUUGUCCCGAGACGGGGUAGAGGCUGCCUGGAACCGGCCGGAACCCGCUGCGGCGGGACCCGGGCCUCCCUGCGGGCGACUCCAGGGUCUGGGACCGAGUCCUCCUGGAGCUGCUCGGCCCUCGGUCUCCUCGGCCGUUGGUUGGGGCUGGGCUGGCAGCCGGGACCCCGGGUGUCCUGUCCUGUCCUGUCCCUGCGCGGCGACUGCGGCCCCGCCCCGGAGCCCUCUCUGGGCAGUUCCGCGCCCGCAGCCCCGAGUCUCCCCAGAUUGUGUGGAAGCCACGGGAGGGUCAUGGGGGAAAUCCCGACCCGGGUGUAGGGUUCGUGCGUGGGAGGAGCAGUGGUCUGUGGGGCCCCCAGUCCCCACUUUCUCCUGUUAAAAAUUAAACUGAAGUACAUUAACAAUUAAAGAGUUCAUUUGAGCAAACAGCAAUUCAGUAAUGAGAAAUACCCAGUCCUGGCAUGUGGUUUGUCAACGGAAAAAGCCAAACAAUGUAAAAUAAAGAAGUUUAUUCGGAGCCAAAUAGGAGAGACCUUGGCCGAGGGAAACACAACCCCAAGAAGCCUAUAGUGAGUGGUCCCGAGACGGCUCAAGACAGUUUGGUUUUAUUCAUUUCAGAGAGACAGGAGUUGCAGAGAAAAUCAUGAAUCAGCGCCUGAAAGGUGACCCAGUGGCCUUUGAGGAUGUGGCUGUGAACUUCACCCAGGAGGAAUGGGCUUUGCUGGAUAUUUCCCAGAGGAAACUCAGGGAAGUGAUGCUGGAAACUUUCAGGAACCUGACCUCUAUAGGGAAAAAGUGGAAAGACCAGAACAUUGAAUAUGAGUACCAAAACCCCAGGAGAAACUUCAGGAGUAUCAUAGAAGGGAAUGUCAAUGAAAUUAAAGAAGACAGACAUUGUGGAGAAACUUUUACCCAGGUUCUAGAUGACAGGCUGAACUUCCAGAAGAAGAAAGCUUCUCCUGAAGUAAAAUCAUGUGACAGCUUUGUGUGUGCAGAAGUUGGCAUAGGUGACUCAUCUUUUAAUAUGAACAUCAGAGGUGACACUGGACACAAGGCAUGUGAAUAUCAGGACUAUGCACCAAAGCCAUAUAAGUGUCAACAACCUAAGAGAGCCUUCACAUAUCGCCCCUCCUUUAGAACACAAGAAAGGAAUCACACCGGAGAGAACCCCUAUGCUUGUAAAGAAUGUGGAAAAACCUUUAUUUCCCAUUCAGGCAUUCGAAGACACAUGGUAAUGCACAGUGAGGAUGGACCUUAUAAAUAUAAGUUUUGUGGGAAAGCCUUCCAUUGUCUCAGAUUGUAUCUUAUCCAUGAAAGAACUCACACUGGAGAGAAACCGUAUGAAUGUAAACAAUGUGGUAAAUCCUUUAGUUAUUCUGCUACCCUUGGAAUACAUGAAAGAACUCACAGUGGGGAGAAGCCCUAUGAAUGUAGCAAAUGUAAUAAAGCAUUCCAUAGUCACAGAUCCUAUCUUAGACAUAAAAGGAGUCACAGGGGAGAGAAGCCUUAUCAAUGUAAGGAAUGUAGAAAAGCAUUCACGUAUCCCAGUUCCCUUCGUAGACAUGAAAGGACCCACUCUGCGAAAAAACCUUAUGAAUGUAAGCAGUGUGGGAAAGCAUUAUCUUAUCUUAUAAGUUUUCAAACACACCUAAGAAUGCACUCUGGAGAAAGACCUUAUAAAUGUAAGAUAUGUGGGAAAGGCUUUUAUUCCGCCAAGUCAUUUUGAAGACAUGAAAAAACUCACAGUGGAGAGAAACCCUAUAAAUGCAAGCAAUGUGGUAAAGCCUUCAAUCGUUCCAGUUCCUUUCAAUAUCAUGAAAGGACUCACACUGGAGAGAAACUCUAUGAGUGUAAGCAAUGUGGGAAAGCCUUCAGAUGUGCCCCACACCUUCGAAGGCAUGGUAGGACUCACACUGGAGAGAAACCCUAUGAGUGUAAGGAAUGUGGGAAAGCCUUCAGAUCUGCCUCACACCUUCGAAUUCAUGAAAGGACACAAACACACAUAAGAAUACACUCUGGAGAAAGACCUUAUAAAUGUAAGACAUGUGGGAAAGGCUUUUAUUCUCCCAAGGCAUUUCAAAGACAUGAAAAAACUCACACUGGAGAGAAACCCUAUGAAUGCAAGCAAUGUGGUAAAGCCUUCAGUAGUUCCAGUUCCUUUCAGUACCAUGAAAGGACUCACACUGGAGAUAAACCCUAUGAGUGUAAGCAAUGUGGGAAAGCCUUCAGAUCUGCCUCAAUCCUUCGAAUGCAUCCUGGGACUCACCCUGAAGAGAAACCCUAUGAGUGUAAGCAAUGUGGGAAAGCCUUCAGAUCUGCCCCACACCUUCGAGUGCAUGGUAGGACUCACACUGGAGAGAAGCCCUAUGAGUGUAAAGAAUGUGGGAAAGCCUUCAGAUCUGCCAAGAACCUUCGAAUUCAUGAAAGGACACAAACACACAUAAGAAUGCACUCUAUAGAAAGACCUUAUAAAUGUAAGAUAUGUGGGAAAUGCUUUUAUUCUGCCAAGUCAUUUCAAAUGCCUGAAAAAUCUUACACUGGAGAGAAACCCUAUGAGUGUAAGCAAUGUGGGAAAGCCUUUGUUUCUUUCACUUCUUUUUGAUAUCAUAAAAGGACUCACACUGGAGAGAAACCCUAUGAGUGUAAGCAAUGUGGAAAAGCCUUCAGAUCUACCUCACACCUUCGAAAGCAUGGUAGGACUCACACUGGAUAGAAACCGAGGCAGGCCAAAGCAGGUGAAUCACCUGAGGUCAGGAGUUCGAGACCGGCCUGACCAAU